CUAAAUUCUUUUGACUUUGACGCUCAAUGUUAAAAUUAUCUAAUUUUAUUGGUGGAGAAUUUGCUUCUCUCGAAGAAAAUUUAUAUAUUGAUAAUUAUGAUCCUUCAAUAGGAAAAGUUUAUGCACAAAUUCCAGACUCUUCAGAACAUGAAAUUAAUUUGGCAGUCGAAGCAGCCCAAAAAGCUUUUCAUACAUGGUCAAAGACGCCAUGCUCAACAAGAGCUCAAAUAAUGUACAGAAUAGCUGAUAUUCUUGAAUCAAAAUUGGAUGAAUUCGCUAUGGCAGAAUCUAAAGAUCAAGGAAAAACUUUGGAAUUUGCAAAGAAUGUCGAUAUUCCUAGGUCAAUAUAUAAUUUUAGAUAUUUUGCUGGACAUAUAUUACAUAUGGAAGAAAAAGCUACUGUUAUGGAUAAUGGAUAUUUGAAUUAUGUUCAAAGAUCUCCUUUAGGUGUUGCUGGGUUAAUUUCCCCGUGGAAUUUACCUUUGUAUCUUUUAACUUGGAAAAUUGCUCCUUGUAUUGCAGCUGGUUGUACCUGUGUAGCCAAACCUAGUGAAUUUACUAGCGUGACUGCAUACAUGCUUUGUGAUAUUUUCAAACAAGCUGGUUUGCCUGAGGGUGUAGUCAACAUGGUAUUUGGCAAAGGACCAAAAGCCGGACAGGCGCUCGUGUCUCAUCCUAAAGUACCGUUGAUUUCCUUCACUGGCGGGACGGUAACAGGGAAAAAAUUGAAUGAAACUUGUGCACCAUUAUUCAAGAAGGUUUCUUUGGAACUAGGCGGAAAGAAUGCUAAUAUAAUAUUUGAAGAUUGCGAUUUUGAAAAAGCAGUUGACACAAGCAUAAGAGCCGCAUUUUCUAAUCAAGGAGAGAUAUGUUUAUGUGGAUCACGAAUAUUUGUUCAAAAAUCAAUUUAUAAAAAGUUUCUAGAAUCUUUUGUUCCAAAAGUACGUCAAUUAGUUGUUGGGGAUCCAAGAGAUCCUAAAACUAAAGUUGGUGCAUUGAUUAGCAAACAACAUAUGGAAAAGGUCCUUGGAUAUAUUGAAUUAGCGAAGCAAGAAGGUGGUGUAAUUGAAUGCGGAGGGGAAAGGAAACAACUUGAUGGAGAAUUUAGCGAUGGGUACUUUGUUGAACCUACUGUAAUCACAAACAUCAAGCCAUCUUGUAGGGUUGCACAGGAAGAAAUUUUUGGGCCAGUUGUUACUGUACACCCAUUUGAAACUGAAGAGGAAGCAAUCGAUUUAGCCAAUAAUAAUCAGUACGGCCUAAGUUGUUCUGUCUGGAGUGAAAAUGGAAAGCGUGCACGUAGAGUUGCAGAAUCUAUUCAAGUUGGAUAUGUUUGGGUUAAUUGUUGGAUGGUUAGAGAUUUAAGAGUACCUUUCGGAGGGGUGAAACAAAGCGGUAUUGGAAGAGAAGGUGGUGAAUAUAGUAUGAAUUUUUUCACAGAACAGAAAUCUAUUUGUUUGGCAAAUUAAUUUUUAGUUGGUAUAUGCUUUCCAUUAAAACAAUAAUUGCUGUUUCAGAUAAGAAAUUGAUAGAGUUGCAUUCACAUUAUUAAACCUUUUAUCUAUUAAAUUGCUAGUUUGUAAAUAGAUUUCUAAAACGUAUAAUUACAUAAAUAAUUCUAUCAAGAUAUAAAAAGACUUGCAAUAACCUUAUACUCUAAAAUGUUCUUGAAAAUUACCAAAUAUAAAAUGUUCUUG
Rhizophagus irregularis DAOM 181602=DAOM 197198 is the source of this 1697-nucleotide messenger RNA. RefSeq lists its product as uncharacterized. The record is from RefSeq and is a predicted model, not a curated record. Gene Ontology annotation, molecular function: oxidoreductase activity, acting on the aldehyde or oxo group of donors, NAD or NADP as acceptor. Lineage: Eukaryota; Fungi; Glomeromycota; Glomeromycetes; Glomerales; Glomeraceae.